Molecule: messenger RNA, 261 nt
Organism: Durusdinium trenchii
Lineage: Eukaryota; Dinophyceae; Suessiales; Symbiodiniaceae
Source: the annotation of a GenBank genome assembly
AUGGUGAGCGCCUUCCGCUUCCAACGGCGUCAAGUGCUGCGCGCGGGCUACCCGAAGGGUCGCACAGAGGUGGCAGAGGAAGCAAACCGCUUCAACAUGCGCUAUGCCUUGGCGCAGGCCUCCAUCGAGGGCCGCCUUGGCUUCCAUCCGCCGCCGCGCGCCAACUCGGUCUCCCUGGGACAGGUGGUGCGCUGCCGAGCGGAGGAGACAACGCCGGAUCCAGCGUCCCAUGCGCGCCGUGCCUCUGAUGCCCAGACGUGA